AUGGAUGGAUCGCUAGACAGCCGAGACUCGCCUACUACGAAUCCUGCUAACAAUCCAGCGUUCGCUCUGGACUUCGGAGAUAUCCCCGAAGAAUAUUCCCACUCCAGUACUUUCACGGGAUUCCAAAGAAGCGGAAGGAUAACUCCUCCAGCGACGACGAUACCCAGGUUCAGGAAAUACUGCAUAGACGAUUUCAACUUCCUGAAAGUGCUCGGGAAAGGGAGUUUCGGAAAGGUACUCCUUGCCGAGUUGAAGGAAACUGAAUAUUAUUAUGCAGUGAAAUGUUUGAAAAAGGAUGUCGUCUUAGAGGAUGAUGACGUCGAAUGUACACUGAUCGAAAGAAAAGUUUUGGCGCUGGGCACGAAACAUCCGUACCUGUGUCAUCUGUUGUGUACCUUCCAAACCGAGUCGCAUCUGUUCUUCGUUAUGGAGUACCUGAACGGCGGCGAUUUAAUGUUUCAUAUCCAGGCGUCUGGCCGCUUUCCGGAACAUCAAGCCAGAUUUUACGGAGCCGAGAUCGUUUCGGGCCUGAAAUUUCUACACAACAAAGGAAUCGUUUACAGGGAUUUGAAACUAGACAACAUCCUGUUAGACUUUGACGGCCAUGUUAGGAUAGCGGACUUUGGAAUGUGUAAAUUACAAAUAUUUUUAGACAGGAUGGCGGAAACAUUCUGCGGGACACCUGAUUAUAUGGCACCUGAG
This is a messenger RNA of Leptinotarsa decemlineata (Colorado potato beetle), 702 nucleotides long. RefSeq names its product Protein kinase C delta (gene Pkcdelta). Gene Ontology annotation, biological process: peptidyl-serine phosphorylation; intracellular signal transduction. The record is from RefSeq and is a predicted model, not a curated record. Lineage: Eukaryota; Metazoa; Arthropoda; Insecta; Coleoptera; Chrysomelidae. Gene Ontology annotation, molecular function: ATP binding; diacylglycerol-dependent serine/threonine kinase activity.